This is a messenger RNA of Drosophila rhopaloa, 1839 nucleotides long. RefSeq names its product pyruvate kinase. The coding region runs from base 1 to 1728 and encodes 575 amino acids. Gene Ontology annotation, cellular component: cytoplasm. The record is from RefSeq and is a predicted model, not a curated record. Gene Ontology annotation, molecular function: magnesium ion binding; pyruvate kinase activity; potassium ion binding. The transcript has 3 exons. Gene Ontology annotation, biological process: glycolytic process. Lineage: Eukaryota; Metazoa; Arthropoda; Insecta; Diptera; Drosophilidae.
AUGCCUUAUGUAUAUACAAUUUUUUCAAAUUUUAAGUUAACUUUUUUAAACUAUAGUUUUACCAUCAUCAUGUCCGCGAAAACUGUGCUGAAGGAGGGCUCCACAGAGCUGGAGCACAUCUGCGAGCUGGACAUCUCGCAGCAGGCCACCCACCAACGCCUGGUGUCCUUGAUCGCGACCAUAUCCCUAAGUUCGCGCAACGCGGACGUCAUAUACAGCAUGAUAAUGAGGGGCGUGAACAUCUUUCGGCUGAACUUCUCCCACGAAUCGCACGAGAUGCACUCGAAGACGAUCGAGCUGAUCAACGAGGCGCUGGAGAGGAUUCACAAGGAGACGGGUCAGAUCCGAACGGUGGCCAUUGCGGCGGACACGCGAGGACCUCAGAUCCGCACUGGCCUGCUGGAUGGCGAGGUGUUCCUGCGCACCGGCGACAAUCUGCGGCUCUCGAUCAACCGGGAUCUUUACGACAAGGGCAAUAAGGAGGCGGUCUACGUGGACUAUCCGAACAUCAUCAAUCUGACCAAGACCGGCGAUCGACUCUUCAUCGACGACGGCAAACUGCUGCUCCACAUCAUGGAGGUGGGCGUGGACGGGCUGCUGUGCGAGGUCAUCCAGGGUGGGCAGCUGAACAACAACUGCAACGUGAUCCUGCCGGAAAUCGAGAUCGAUCUGCCGGCCGUGUCCGAGAAGGACAUGUUCGACCUGCAGUUCAGCAUGAAGGCCAAUGUGGACUUCCUCUUUGCCUCGGCGGUGCGCAGUGCCAAGAAUGUAAAGGAGCUGCGGGCGGUGCUCGGCGAGAAGGGCAAGCACAUCAAGAUCAUCGCCAAGAUGGACAGCAAGAUUGCGCUGAGCCGCUUCUCGGAGAUAAUGAAGGCGGCCGACGGACUGUUGCUAUCCCGAGCGGACCUGGGCACCCAGAUACCCAUCGAGAAGCUGUUCAUCACCCAGAAGAGCAUCUUGGGGCAGUGCAACAAGGCCGGCAAGCCGGUGAUAGUGGCCUCGCACAUCCUGGAGUCCAUGCGCACCCGGCAACAUCCCACGCGAGCCGAGUGCUUCGAUCUGGCCAAUGCCAUUAUCGAUGGAGCGGAUUGUAUAAUGCUCUCCUCUGAGGUGGCCAUUGGUGCCUUUCCCAAGGAGACGGUGGCCACCUGCGACAUUUUGUGUCGGGAGGCCGAGAAGGUCCUGUGGUUCCGGGAUCUCUUCUCCGAUCUGGUCAGCGAGGUGCGUGGCGAGCUGGAUGCGGCCCACUCCUUGGCUAUUGCCGCCGUGGAGACGGCCAAGCGGACGAAUGCCACGCUGAUCGUGGUCCUGACCACCUCAGGUCGUUCGGCCACCCUGGUCAGCAAGUUCCGGCCAAGGUGUCCGAUCCUGGCGGUAACCCGUUGCGGGAGGGCCGCUCGCUGGGUCUACAUGCACCGCGGAGUCCUGCCCGUCCUGUACACCUCGGAGAUGAUAUCCGAUUACGCCAGCGAUGUGGAUGCCCGGGUCCAGUUUGCCCUGACCUCCGCCAAAAAGUGGAACAUCAUCGACGACGGCGAUCCCAUAGUGAUCGUGAGUGCCUGGAAGGACGGCGGCGGCUUCACCAACAAUGUGCGCGUGGUCUACGCCUUUUUCGAGGCGGACCGAGUGGACUGCCUUUUCCGGGCGGACAGGCGAAAAUCCCGCAAGAACAGCAACCUUCAGAUGGCAAACCGAGAGCCAGAAGAUAAGAAAAGUUUCCACGCGUGAAGUCACAUCUGUGAUCCGGAGAAACUAUACUUUCCACGGGAAGAUUUUGAUUAUUAAAUGUGUUUUUAAAUAAAAUAUUUAGGCCAAUAAAAACAGAAAUAAAAAAAUGAA